This is a messenger RNA of Pseudoliparis swirei, 5500 nucleotides long. RefSeq names its product ELMO/CED-12 domain containing 3 (gene elmod3). The transcript is spliced from 13 exons. Lineage: Eukaryota; Metazoa; Chordata; Actinopteri; Perciformes; Liparidae. The record is from RefSeq and is a predicted model, not a curated record. The coding region runs from base 823 to 2052 and encodes 409 amino acids.
CUGAGAUUGGAGGGAGAAACAGUCAGAAACUGAGUUUUCAGAUAUUGUGUACAUAUGACAGCCCCUCCUCAGGAGUCUGACUAUACAAGAACUCUAUCCAUGAGCCGCAUCUCACUGGACACCUUCACCUCUUACUUUGGAUGUGUCCUGCUGUUUCAUGUGAGGCUGAAGACAUAACACAGCUUUGUGUCAAGGGAAUUAAACUGCAACUGUACUGGUAACCUCGAGGUGCGUACUAGAUUUGUCUUGAGUGCCAAAGAAAUGAAGUGUCUCGGACAGGGAGAGCCCAGCCCUGAAAAGCAAUGUCAUUAUCCAACGUCUGUGUACGCCUGAUGGGGCUGAGGAGUGGACGCACUGGCCAAGCAGAUCUGCGGAGAAGAGGAAGGAGGCAGGUUUCCAGGAAACUUGUGCAUUGAUGGAUAGCCAUUUCCCUGUUUCAGCUCUUGUACACCGAUACCUGCACAUUCUCGUCAGUGUACACAAUCAAGUUUGGACUUUAUAGGAGCUAAUAAAACCGAGCUGUCAUUUCAACCACAACAUCAUUGCUCUGACCCAGAAAAGGAAAAUAAUAUGAUGUGCACAAUAUGGAUUUUUUCUGGAAGUGACAGUUUUGGUAAAUCAUACUUGUGACUAUGGACAUUGCCUUCUCUGUGUAUAUGAGGAGAAAAGCAUAGAUAUCUGCAGCCACUGCUAAUGUGCACUACCGAAACCAUGGUGGUCCAUGCAUCAGCUUCUCAGCCCAUCUCAGUCCAUGACUACAGAAGCCUUUAGAGGCCAGGAUCAGGAACACGCUUGCCAGCCAACAUAUACAACUCAUAUGCAAUGGAAGAAGACAUUGAUGUCGCAUCCCACACUGAGGGCCUGAAUGGUUUGCCCCGUGAAUGUAAACCAUUAGAGGAUAUCACCAAUGGACACUCCAACCAUAAGCCUGUCAUGAAUGGACUCGUGAUUAGUCAUAGUGUCAAAGACCAGACGAACGGCAACGCACCACUCAGAUCCCUGCCGAUUUCAGCCCUGAAGCAGAAUGGUCUUCUGCAGACCCUGACAGCUGGAGCGACCCAGCCUCAGCCUGAAGAGGAAAAUGUGGAGUUGGAAAAGGCCCGAGAAGAGUGGGAGGCUCUGGAGAACGUCCAACCAGCUGUCACUGAGGACUCAAACCCAACUCCGCUCAUCUCCUUCAAUGAAGCGCUGCAGUACUUCCAAACCACGGACCUCGGGGACUUGCUGAAGAACAUCCAGCCAACCAUACGCAGGACAGGUCUGGCCGCUAUUUCACAUUUCCUCUUCGGACCGCCACGGCUGCACAGGGAACUCCUGGAGGAGAGGGAUUUGGUCUUUGCCAUCGCACAGUGCCAUGUGGACAACAGCCAAGCAGUCCACAUGCGUGUCCUCCAGACCAUUUAUAAGAGGCUGAUUGGCAGCAGGCUGGACUGUCCUCGCUUUGGAGCACACUGGGAAAACAUUGGUUUUCAGGGUACCGACCCAGCCACUGACUUACGUGGCACUGGUUUCCUUGGACUGAUGCAUACGCUGUACUUCGUCAUGGACCCAGAGACUCUGCCGCUGGCUAGAGACAUCUACAAGUUAUCACAACACCCUACACAGAACUUUCCAUUCUGUGUGAUGUCAAUCAACAUGACGCGCAUCGCUCUGCAAGUGCUCAGAGAGGAAGCCAUGUCCAAGGAGUGCAAUCGUCGUCAGCAAGUGGUUGGCGUGCUGAAUGAGUUCUACGUUGCCACGUAUCUGCACCUCUACCAACUUUGGAAGACCCAACAGAAGACCAUUCUUGACUCUGGCUUUGUACUAAAAGAAGUGGAGCUGUUUGCCAAAAAGAACCCCAAGCAGAUGCUGCGGCGACUCGAGGUCUUCCUGAAAGAGAGGCGGGCCGGUGGAAUCCGCCGGGGGACGUCGCCAGAGCCUCAGGCCCAACAGCCCUCUCCCACCCAGGGGGCCCGAGCCGGGGCGGGACAGGGAGGCAAGGGGAAGGAGAUGCACUUCACAGGAGUGUGUGAACUGCCGCCAGACAUGGAGGGAGAGGCCAGACUCAUCUAAGCUAGACUCUGUGUUUCUGUAUGUGUGUGUGUGUGUGUGUUUGUGAGAAAGAGAGGGAGAGAGAGAUCCUGUUUGUGAGUACAUCAAUCACUGUGUGUGCGUGGUUUCCUCUCGGGGAGCUCAAGCCCCACCAGUCCCCGAUCUGGGACCUCUUAUCUGAACCUAUUCAAACACUUCCACUCCUUCCACUAACGAUGGGGUGCUGCACUUUGACCAGACAAAGCUUGAGGGUCUUUCAGAGUUCGAUUUGGGUUUUGUUUUGUAAAUGUUUCAUUAUUUUUUUUUAAACACAACAUGGAGCAGUCGUAUAAAGAGCUGAUGCCGGUCAGAAACACAGCGAUCGUUGCACUUUUCUGUGGAUUUAGUAGCCAAAUCGAUAGCUGCCAAACUCUUGGUUUAACUCUACCUUCCUAGAAGUCCAAGACACAUUUGUCCCAUAACAUCGCGGCGUGGGGCUCGGAGCGCCUUCUUCACAAGCUCGCCGUUCGCUCUCGCUCUAACAUGCAUCUCUAUCACGCGAGCUGACGGCUCAUAAUGCAUGUUGCUGAACACGCCGUUCACUUCGCGGUCAUGAGAGAGAGAACUAACACGUUCUCGCCCUUCGACAGAGCAAACGGGAAGCAGGUUUUCUCUCGGCGCGAGUGGAGAGCGUCGGAGAGGAAACCUGGGGAGGUGACGGAAUAGUUUGAGCGGGGAGAAGAAGAUGCCAGUCGAUGCCGCCCUCAAAUAUCUCACACCGUCGACUUUGAAGGUGUGAUUUGCGUUCUCUGUUGGAGCGUGGAUGAAAUGUGCAAGGAUGGUCCAGAUGUGUGGAGGCACAGCCAGUUGUUGGUGUCCUCGUGGCGUCUGUUAGACGUAGUCCAGAGCUCCCACGUAAUAUGGGGGGAUAUAUUUUAUAUAAUUUAAGAAAUAACAAUUUUCGACCUUUCUGAAAGGACCGCUGUCCAAACUCCACAGUGGUCAUAAAAGCAGUUCAGAACGUUGUCGUGAAGCUGAUGACCUUGAGAAGGGUUUUUAUGAAAUGUAACAAUGUAGGAAAAUCCCCCGAGUCCUCACCUGUCGGCAGUCGAAGCCACGGAGAAGCGUCUGGGUGCUCGGUCGGGUCCCGGCUGAAGCGGAAGGUCGGGUAUGAGCGUUCUCCACAUUACGUUUAUAAAGCAUGCGAUUGUAAUUUUAUUUGACCAGUUCAAAAUGUAUUCCGGUGUGUUUGUGCGAGAGCUGAUAUUGGUGAAGGGCGCCUCUUCUCGGAGAUGCACGGUCCAGAAUGCAAUCCCAGCUCUCACUCGAUGAUAAUCAAAACGAUAGUGCUGUGUGGCGAUAGAAAUCGUUCCUAACUUCAGGGUUUGUGCGCUUGUGCAAGCGAAUGUGUGUGUGUGUGUGUGUGUCGUAUGACAGGAAAUGACUACAGAUGGGGUGCUUUCCUCUGCACACAAUAAGCCAGCUUCACGAAGUACUUGAUCCAUCGAGCUGCAAAGACGGUACUUUUUUGUCAUUUAAAAAAAAAAAAAAUGGUACAUAACAUUUCUGAGGACACGAUUUAUCCCAAACCAAGAACACCUUCGUUGGUUUUGCUUUUUUAAAACGCAAAACCACAAAGUGUCGGUUCUGGACACGGCUGCGUUCAGCGGCUUUUGCGGCCUGGGAUGGAUGGAGCUCCUCGGCAAAGCUGGCUCCUGCUUCGUGCUCACGUGAAACCAUCUCCCAUCGGUGUAGUCUCAAUCUGUAGCAUGUUCAGGUAGCACUAGUACUGUAGCAUCUUAUAGGCUCCUCCUCCUCCUCGUAAAGCUCGUCGAUGUCGCGUCUCAGUUCCGGUCCGUCGUGUCGCUUUGGUGCGCAAGCUGUUACUCCUAUAGCACAUUUAUUUAGUGUUUGCAUUCACGCCUCCUUCAGCAGACGCACGUUUAAUUGGCGCGCCGUCUGUUUUCGGAGAGAUGUGGGAGAGGCUCGACGUGUCCUUGAGCUCGACCGUGUCUUCUAAGGAGGUCGCAGUUAAAACGGUGCCUCCAUCCAGUGGAGCCACGUGGGGGAGAGCGCUGGUUUAUCCUGGUUUCCUUUCUUUCGUUUGUCUUUCUUUUGAUCCACCGUGCCAUAGUAGACUUCCUCCAUUCAUGUAAUGCAGUAAACAGAGUUGAUGUCCCCCCCCCUUCUAAAACAUGCAGGCCUAAUGGAUUAUAUACAUCGACAUACACAAGCAUGUACAUUGUCCAUGUCAACAUCGACUAAGAUACUUGACCUUUGUCAUCGCCAUUCUCGACCGUAUAACUUCAAAAAUGAGCUGACGAGCUGAAAAUUUGCACUGUUGUAGAUAUUUGAUAGUAUGUGUGACGUAUGCAAGAGGAAAGCGGCCAUCUUCAAUCGCCAUAAUGUUCAUUGUCGCCCACCUCAUGAGACAGGCCCCUCCUCCCCCGAAGAAGAAUUGCACCGUGGAUAUGAUCUCACAUUUAGUUUUAUUCCAUUUUAAACUGAGGAGCAGUACAGUGUAUGUAAAUCAGGAAGUUUGUAUAUAGAGAAUUAAUGAUUGUAACUGUAUGAUUGUCUGUAGGGCAUUAUACUGAAACACAUUGCUUACCUCAAGACUUGAGACAAAUCUCCUUUCUCUCCUGAUAUUCGUUUGGCCUGUCAGUCAGACUCUCUUUUUAUGUUUCCUUGUACCUAGGCCCUCUCUCGUGCUAAUUGGACAUGUUAUAUAAUGUAUAUUCAACACCUGAAGCACUACGUAAUAGCAAACUAACACAAAAGCUGGUCAAUGUUGCGUGUAUUCUAUUUAAAGACACAUUUAUAGACUAUAUAAGCCCACACAUCUGCAGAUGGUAAAGUCCUUUUUUAAAUUAUCUAUAUAAUUGGCUGAUGUUUACCAUGUUUGAAAUAAGCUGGUUUUCUUGUGGCUUCAGUGACGGUACAGUAUACUUUUGCUGUGUUUAAGUGUUCGAUGUCCGGAAAACACCAGAAACAAUCCGGUCUUACAGUCACCAACAGUUCAAUAUAUAUGAUUGUGAAGAUAUAGACUUGAUAAGCAGUCAUAAUACGUCGUAUGCUUUGACCUUGGUAUAUAUUCAGUACCCAAACGAGACCUAAUUUAUCCUCUCAUAUUACCGAAAGUCAUAUUUUCAGCAGUUUUAAUAGAUCAUAUUUGUAUGCGUUUAUCAUUGUUUGGAAGUUGUGACACAGAACCAAGAGAAGAAGAAGAAAACGGGUUCUUGCAGGAUGUCGGAUGCUCUGAGGUGUGGUGUGAAGUUCUGCUUCCAACACGAGCACUUCUCUCAACAUCCUGCGCUUUAUAUGAAGGUGUUUUCCUGUUGCCGUCGUCAUGUCCCUCAGAGCAUUUUAUGACUUUACCUUGAUUGUAGAAGCCCUAUUUUAUACUGAGUUAUUUCAGAAUACAGUAUGUGCUGUUGUACAUUAAAUGUAUUGUAUGGAGAAAGCUAAAUAAAUGCUGUUUAAAAAUGAA